This is a messenger RNA of Bolinopsis microptera, 480 nucleotides long. RefSeq lists its product as uncharacterized. Gene Ontology annotation, biological process: negative regulation of Wnt signaling pathway; negative regulation of protein ubiquitination. Lineage: Eukaryota; Metazoa; Ctenophora; Tentaculata; Lobata; Bolinopsidae. Gene Ontology annotation, cellular component: nucleus. The coding region runs from base 1 to 480 and encodes 159 amino acids. Gene Ontology annotation, molecular function: thioredoxin-disulfide reductase (NADPH) activity. The record is from RefSeq and is a predicted model, not a curated record. The transcript has a single exon.
AUGAAGGUUGUUAUAUGUUUCCUACUUGCCCUAACCGGCGUCCUCAGUAUUGAUGUCAAGUCUCUACUGGAUACAACCUACACUGACAGAGCAGGAAAUAAUGUGACCUUGGCUGAUCUAUCUGGUAAAUACAUCGGACUUUACGACUCUGCUUCCUGGUGUCCUGACUGUCAAGCUUACACCCCGCAAUUGGUGAAGAUCUACAACAAGAUUCAGGCUGAUAAGAACUGGGUGAUUAUCUGGGUUACCGCGGACCAUGAUGAGGAUGCAGCUGCUGACUACUUUAAGGAGAUGCCAUGGAUACGGCUGAAUUGGAGUGAAAAGGAGACCCGCGGAAACAGUAUGUUCAAACUGACUAGACAGAAAUACAUUCCAGCGAUGACUAUGAUUAGUCCUAACUUCAAGAUAAUCAACCGUGAGUGCUCUGACCUGAUCACCUCUGAUCCAGAUGGUUUCCCUUGGCAUAAAUCUGAAUUUUGA